Messenger RNA from Scylla paramamosain (green mud crab), 3075 nucleotides. RefSeq names its product ras-related protein Rab-5B-like (gene Rab5). The transcript is spliced from 6 exons. Gene Ontology annotation, cellular component: endosome; Golgi apparatus. Gene Ontology annotation, molecular function: GTP binding; GTPase activity. Lineage: Eukaryota; Metazoa; Arthropoda; Malacostraca; Decapoda; Portunidae. Bases 143 to 781 code for a protein of 212 amino acids. The record is from RefSeq and is a predicted model, not a curated record.
UGGCGGAGGCGGAGGAGGGCGAGGGUGUGUUGCGGUCACGGGUUCUUGUGGGAGGAACGUCAUUGGUGAUAAUUUUGUGUUUGUGACGCUUUAAUUCCACUUCCGGCCUCCACUGCCCUUCAUCCACACAGGUAGAGUCAGGAUGGCACAGAGAACAAGUGUACAGCGGCCUAGUGGUGGAGGACAGGGCAAGAUCUGUCAGUUCAAGCUGGUGCUGCUUGGGGAGUCUGCUGUGGGCAAGUCAUCUCUCGUCCUAAGAUUCGUCAAGGGACAGUUUCACGAAUACCAGGAGUCUACGAUUGGUGCUGCCUUCCUGACCCAGACUGUAUGUUUGGAUGAUACUACGGUCAAAUUUGAGAUCUGGGACACGGCUGGCCAAGAGAGGUACCACAGUCUAGCCCCCAUGUAUUACCGCGGUGCCCAGGCAGCAAUUGUUGUUUAUGACAUCACAAAUCAGGACACAUUUGGUCGGGCUAAGACCUGGGUGAAGGAGCUGCAGCGGCAGGCAUCCCCCAACAUCGUGAUAGCGCUGGCUGGCAACAAAGCUGACUUGGCCAACAAGAGGAUGGUAGAGUAUGAGGAGGCACAGACUUAUGCUGAAGAAAACUCCCUCCUCUUCAUGGAGACGUCCGCCAAAACUGCCAUGAAUGUAAAUGAUAUAUUCCUGGCAAUAGCCAAGAAAUUGCCAAAGAGUGACAACAGUGCGACUGGUUCCCAACGGGAAGGGAUGACCCUGAGACCUUCAGACCCGACACCAGGCCCCGCUGGCUGUUGCAAGUGAUCACCUUCAGCACAGGUGGAACAAUGUGAUGCUAGUGUAAGUUACAAUACCCAGCUGCUGGUAGCUCACUUUUCUCCAUUGGACUUGAAGAUUACAACAUUCCUGGGUUCAAAUUUUAUGCAUGGGUCUCAGCUUGUCAAAAAGGAUCAGUUAACUUCGGAAAUAAAUCUUGUCAAGCCUCAGUUAUUUAAUCUGUGUCAGGUUUUGAGAUUCAGAACCAUAACUGUGAAAGUACUCAUCAUUAGUGAAUAUGUGAUCUGUUUUUUAAGCAAAACCCUGUACGUAUUGGGCAUCUGUGAAUCACACGGGCCACUCUCUGCCGUGCCUGUCAGAGCUCACGAGUUUGUGGAACAUGCCGUAAUUGUUAUGUAACUUGAUUUCCAUUUGUUACUUGGUAUCAUUUGCACACUGUAUUGUCAUUCCCAUUAUUUAUCAAUUCUAGUAGUUUAUACCCUCCACCCAAACUUGCAAGUAUGUGUUAGAAAUUUUAAAGGGAACUCCUGGAUGGACACAUUAGGUUCACCGUGCGGCGAGAGUGAGUGGUGAUCUCGGCUCCCGGAGCCAGCGCGUGAGUGGCCGUCGCCGCCCAGACUAUUUAAUACCUGCUCACUCACCUCAGUGGAGGAUGGAAGGAUGUGGUGUUUAUCCAGCUUUAUGUGCAGAGCUGAUAGUUGUGUGUUGUACAGCGACCAAGGCUGGUCUUUACACUGUUGAGUUCUAGCUAACAUGGUCAUACAUGGAGCAUUGAGUCUGUUGCUCAUGUGGCAUUUCUGUACACCAGUAAACCAUCACACUUCAUUAAAAUCCAGUCACUUCUUGUGCUUGACCAUGAUUGGCCAUGUGACAAUGUAUAUUAUCUAUUUACAUUUCUUUUUAUAAUGUAGGGAAGAAUUUCUAUGUCACUUGUACAUGUCACUUGUACAUUUUUUGUUAUCUUGUGGGCAACAUUGGACUUGGGCGGCCGGAGCCUGGUGAGGGGCUGGCUGCGCCCAAGUCUGAUACAACUUCCAACUGAAAGGCUAUUGAGCAUCAUGGUUAUGGUGAUGCCAAUUUUGUGCUGCUCUGAGGAAGAGGCCUCCAAAUGUGCCCAUCACAGUUAUACAAUUUCCGGUCUUGUUUCUGCCUUAAAUUUUGUAAAAUCCCUAAAUAUAUAUUAGUUAUAGUUAUAAAUAUGAUUAUUAUAUACAGUUAUUGAAACUAUAUUAUUUUAGCUGCUUAUAAACAAGCCUAUUCUGGCCAUGUGUCGGGUCUGGCCGUGUGCCGGGCUGGUUUCAAUCAGUCAUGAACCUUACCAGUUAAGUUUGAAUUUUAUUUUCCUGUAUUAAAAUUGUUAUUAUUGAAAACUGUUAUCCUAGGGGUCAAACUUGAUUGGCACAUCAUCUAGUAAAUACUUGGCGUGCUCCAUUGUGCUCAGGAACUCUUGUUGAGGUGGUUGAGCCUCCCAAGCUUGGUACAAUGGACCACUUUGUGUGUACACUGAACUGCAAAGUCAGACUACAAUCUUGUACAGUUAAAAGUACCUAUUAUAAAUAAUAAAAGGAUAAGAAGUUAUAUGUAACUUUUAUGGACUUUGGAAGACUAGGUGAAUAGAAAAGCCUUGUGGGAUAAACAAUGUGGUGUGGGGCAAACUAUUCUUGUGUACUAAGGUCUGGAAACUCUGGGACUCAGCCCCCCUGGGGAGUUUAGAUCUGAAACAUUGUCAAUAAAUACUUCAAACUUUAUAUACAAAUUUUACUAAGGCAUUAUCAGCUAGAAACAAAUGCCCAGUCAGGACAUCACAAGGCUUGUCACAACGUCACAGCCUCGCAAUAACAUAGAUGGUUUGGAAUGGCAAGAUGUAAAUUUCUAUUGGGUGAAGUGACUGACCAAGAAGUGAUGCGAUGCUCCUCCAUCAACUAAUCUUACACCAAGUGAUGCGAUGCUCCUCCAUCAACUAAUCUUACGUCUGUAUCUAAAAAUAACUUUUGAACAUUUAUGAAGUAGAAAAAUAAUAAAUAAUUGUAUGUACACCUUAAUUUAAGUCCUCACUUAAUGUAAUUGAUUUUUACAUGAAUGUAAUUUCUCACAAAAUCUUGAGAAAUAAAGCUCCAUUAAUGCUUCCUCACUUAAGACCAAAGAUGAAACCUGAAACAUUACAACUCAAGCAAACAUUCAAUCCUACAAUGACAUUAAGGCAUUAACCGAGGACUUUAUAUAUAUACAGAAACCCUGAAAAUCUUCAAAAGAAUUUUUAAACUUUGUACACAUUUGUCAGUACUAUAAUUUGAAAUAUAUAAACCAUUUUAAUGAUCCAA